Molecule: messenger RNA, 1293 nt
Organism: Cyphomyrmex costatus
Lineage: Eukaryota; Metazoa; Arthropoda; Insecta; Hymenoptera; Formicidae
Exons: 3
Coding region: 1-1293 (430 amino acids)
Source: RefSeq, a predicted model, not a curated record
AUGCGAGAUCGUGUGCGCCUACCGAAUAAACUUUCACAAACCCAACAACAUCGGGUCGCUGCUGGGAUUCUCGAAGCGCGUACUGGAACCGCGAAAAUGGCACCGGUCGGACGCAUAAUAACCGUGAACAUCGUCCGCGUGGAGUGCAACUUGACGGCGGGCGCGUACAGCAACGGGAACAGCGUGCACACGAUACACGAAUUUUCGCCGCAGGUUCCACCGGGAUAUAAGGUGUCGGAGAGGCCGACGCAGAUCAUUUACCUUCCGAUCGUCGCACGGAGCGUUACGGAUCUAACGAUACGCGUCGUCGAUCAGAACGGACGGCCGAUCGAUUUUCGCGGUGAGAUCACCGUCAGAUUGCACCAGCAGGAUCUGUACACGCUGCCGUACGAGAGUUUUCUGUACGUCGAGGGACGUUUGACGAAGACCGCGGAGGUAGAGAACGCCGACGUCGCGCUGGAAAAGAAUUGCGUCGCGUUCAUGUUCGACGAGAUUCGCUACGAACUCGACGGCGUGGAGAUCGAUCGCAACAGAAACGUGGGCGUAACCAGCACGAUCAAGAACUACGUGACGGUGAUGUCCGACAGGAGCGUGAUUCUGCGAAACGCCGGCUGGGACGCGCAGACCACCGCUGACGGAUACUUUAAUUUCUGCGUACCGCUCAACGUACUGCUAGGAUUCUGCGAGGAUUACAGACGCGUGGUGAUCAACGCUCGUCACGAGUUGAUUCUGAUACGGGCGCGCAACGACGAGAAUUGCUUGGUGGGAAAUUCGGCGGUGGUGCCGAAACUCGAACUGUUCAAGAUGCAAUGGCGAAUGCCGCACGUGGUGCUGAGCGACGUAAACAAGCUGUCGUGGGAUCUGUACGAGUACCCGCUGUUGCAGGCCACGACCAAGCACUCAUGUCCGAGUCAAUUCGACGACUGUAAAUUGACCAACGUGAAACUCUACCUGAACUCGGAAUGUUAUCCGUACGACGACUUAAAUCUGGAUUUCGCUAAAAACAAAUGGGCGAUUCUGUACAACAUCUACGCGCGUUUCUGCAAGGGCUACUACGGAUACGAGUAUCUCGAACCGAAUCUCACGGUUUCGUCCUUCAAACGUAAGGGCCCGUUCGUGAUCGUCGAUUGCUCUCGACAGAACGAAUCGGUCAAGAGCGCUACCGCGGACGAGCGAAUGGACUUUAAACUCAAAGAGAACGCGCCCGCUAAUACCACCGCGUACUGCCUCAUCAUACACGAUCGCGUGGUCGAGUACAACCCGCUGACCAGCGUUGUGCGCAGGAUCACCUAA